Molecule: messenger RNA, 2688 nt
Organism: Arachis stenosperma
Lineage: Eukaryota; Viridiplantae; Streptophyta; Magnoliopsida; Fabales; Fabaceae
Exons: 7
Coding region: 15-2384 (789 amino acids)
Cellular component (GO): endoplasmic reticulum
Molecular function (GO): lipid binding
Source: RefSeq, a predicted model, not a curated record
AGAAGGAAAAGAAAAUGUUUUUGGUUUUUAUCUUCAUUCUCUUCCUCGGUUUUUUUGUUGGGGUGGUGACGGUUGUGGUUGCCGAAGCUUUGGGAAUCUUGUGGAUCAUUGAACGGCUGCAACGCAAGAUCAUGAAGGACAAAGACAAAAUCUCAGCACCCAUCUCAUUGGACACUAGUUCACAAAAUGAUCUUAAUCAAUCACCUGACUCUACCUUCGAAAAAGAGGGUGUGAUUUGGGUUCUAGAACAAUACAAGGUAUCAAAGAUCUGGCUGGAAAAGUCAGCUAAAGAUCAUAAAAGGAAAAGGGAGGUACUGGAGGUUAGCCCUGUUAAGAAGCAUGGGAAGAUCAAGGGUGAAUCACUUAUUCUCACAGAGCAUGAUGGUUCGGAGACAGCCAUUUGGCUGAAGGGAUGUGUUAUUGAGGCUGUAUCAUCAUCCAGCCUUCCUUCUAAAAAAUGGGCAAAAAGAUACCCGAUAAAAGUUGAAAACAACAAAUCUGUGGUAUACCAUGGAAGCAAAUUGCUUUACAUAUAUCUUGAGACAUCAUGGGAAAAAGAAGCAUGGUGUAAGGCCCUCCGUAUGGCUUCAUGCGACCAGAGUGAAAAACUUAAGUGGUCUAGUCAGUUGUACGAAGAGUUUCAUCGUUAUAUAGCAUCACUAAAUAUUGAAUAUCAUCCUUUUAUCAUGAGACCAUCAGCAGGAUCAAGUUUUGAUGCCUUAGAAAAGUCCAGUAAGCCUGAUGGAUCUUCCUCAAGAGUUCGUCAAUUUUUGAGAAGAAUUACUAAAAAACCUCCUCGAGUUGGUUUGGAUAGUAAAUCGGCUUGGACAUCCCGUGAAGAAAGAAAGAGCCUUGACAAGCUCCGGGCUUGUCAGGAUGCAAUAUUGGCCACUGAGUAUAUGAAAGGUUCUUCAACUCCAAGUGAUCUGAAAAGUUGCAUUUCAGAAAAAGCUCCUUCAUUUAGUUCAAGCAUGUGUCGUUCAAGAAGCCAAAGUAAUAUAAAUGUCAGAUCUGACUCUGAUGCUGAUGAGAAGUAUGGUACUGAUGAUGGUACAUUAUGCUGGAACUUGUUGAUUGCUAGACUCUUUUUUGACGCGAAGGGAAAUUCACAAGUGAAGAAGACAAUUCAAGAAAGGAUGCAGAGGGCAUUGGCCAAUGUGAGAACACCUACUUAUUUCGGUGAAGUUAUCUGUACAGACAUCAAUAUGGGGACUACUCCACCCUACAUCGUUGCAAUGAGGGUUCUUCCUAUGGAAAUGAAUGAUGUAUGCACCUUUGAGGCAGACAUUGAAUAUUCUGGAGGUGCAGUAGUAGAGAUUGAAACAAGGCUUGAAGUUGGUGAACUACAGAACGACAAGGGGACGGAAUGCUCAAGCAAUGCUGGAGCUGCCCCGUCAGAUCUUCUUGAAGAUCUCAGCAAUCAGUUGAAUCUUGGAGAUGGAGUGAAUGAUUCACAAGAGCCAAAAGUAGAUGUCAAUGGGAACACUGAUGUGUCUAAAGUUUCUAGGAGUACAUCUUCCUCAUUUUACGGAUCAAAAUGGAAAUCUAUGUUAAAUUCUCUUGCCAAGCAUGUUUCACAGGUUCCUCUCACUUUGGCAAUAAGGAUAGUAUCCCUCAAAGGGACAAUGCGUUUACAACUAAAGCCCCCUCCUUCUGAUAAUUUGUGGUAUGGUUUCACAUUUAUGCCUGAUAUAGACUUCAACCUGGAAUCAUGUGUUGGAGAUCACAAAAUAACUAAUGCACGCAUCGCCCUGUUCCUGGUCAAUCGACUUAAGGCAGCAUUUCGAGAAACUUUAGUGCUCCCAAACUCUGAGUGCAUCAGCAUUUCAUGGAUGCUGGCUGAAAAGGAGAAUUGGAUUCCUCGGACUGUUGCUCCAUACAUGUGGGUUAAACAAGAAUGUGGACACGAUACAUCCGUUUCAAAUGAUAAAACUAGCGCAAGGAUGUCGGUUGAUGGUUCGGGGCAAACACCCCCAAACCAACAUGGGGCCAAGUCUAUAGUAGAACCAGUUAGGAAAUCAUUUUCUUUCGGACGAGCAUCAUCUUCCUCUAGUCCAAUAGUAUUAAAGAGCAGCCAAAGUUUUGACCAACUGUCAACACCUUUUCUAGAGACUUACAUAAUGCAAGAAACUGAGGAUUUGAAAGAACUUCCAGCAUCUUCCACACAGAAUGAGAAUAGAGAUGAAACUCGUGAAGAGAAGACGGAGGAUAUUACUGUCUACCAACCACAAACACUCUAUUCUCUGCUUAUAGAUAAACAAGUUAGUCCAUCUGAACAGAAGAAAAUCGGGAAGAGGGAGAAGAUGUUUGAUUUGCGAAAGAGGAUGAGCGAGAAGUUGGAAGAGAAGAGGCGUCACUUUGUUGAAAAGAUGAGAGGACCAUGAGAAAAUGAGAACAGAAGUAGAGAUCAGACUCUGAUUUCUGUUGCUGAUUUGUUCAUCAUGUCAGAUAUUAGCAACCAUUCUUAAAAGAAUCUUUUGAUUGAUGAAUUGUACAUCUUAUAGGUUCUUAGAAGAUCUAAUUUAACUAGAUGUAUACCUUACUGUGUGACAGAAAUUACUGUUAAUGCAUACCAUGGAGUUACAAAUCCACAGGGUAACAUAGAUAGAAGAUUCAUUUAAUUGUUGAUUAACAAAUUAUAUGACACAGACAUGCCAUAGAGAUUACAGAGAAAUGAUAUACAGAUUC